GUCAAAAACACAGCUUUUGUUCUUCACAAGUUGUCAUUGGCGUUAAAAUCAUAUUCAUCUGAUAUGAAAAAACAGCACAGGAAUAUUUAAAAAUUAUUGCUGAAGUAAAAUUCCACAAUAGUGAAUGUUUUGAGUUAAUUUAAACACGUUUUCUGGUAAAAGAGAGGAUAAAAAUGGAGGACAUUGGACGAAUGUUGUCUAAAUAUACGGACCCUGUGGCUACCAAGAAAGACGUCAGCGAUUGUUUGAAACAAUAUAAAGCUCUCGCUUAUCACCUCGAUGCUUAUGUAUUCAACGAUGGAUCCGUGAAGCAAUUGCUCAAUCUGCAGGGAACUAUUCCUGUGCGGUACAAAGGUAACACCUAUCACAUCCCCAUUUGCAUCUGGCUAUUGGACACCCACCCCCGGUAUGCUCCGAUUUGCUACGUUAAACCAACUUCGGAUAUGCAUAUUAAGGUUUCGAUGUAUGUUGAUCACAACGGGAAGAUUUAUUUGCCAUAUCUACACGACUGGAAUCCCUUGCAAUCGGAUUUGCUUGGACUCAUCCAGGUGAUGACUGUCACUUUCGGAGAGUUUCCACCAGUGUACUCGAUGCCGAAACAAGCGAAGACAAAACCAACACCCUAUCCUACUCAGUCAUUUAUGCCACAACCUCCAACGAGCACUCAAAGUCCUUACAGUCCGUAUCCGGCGCAGCAGCAGUAUCCACCAUACCCGGCAGCAGGCGGAGGUUACAGCGGUUACGGUCAACCGGGUGCCAUCGGAAACUUUCCUCCUUACAUUCCUCCAGGAAUGCCAGCUACUGCCGGUUAUAACGCUGGAUAUAACCCGUCAGCCCAAGGAACGGGAACCAUCACCGAGGAACACAUAAAGGCGUCGUUGGUCAGUGCAGUAGAGGAUAAACUGAAGCGACGUAUCCAGGAGAAGGUUCAUCAGUGCCAGGCAGAGAUUCAAACAUUGAAACGCACUCAACAGGAGCUGAACGAAGGACAAUCGAAAAUCAACGACAUUAUCUCACGCCUGGAACGCGAUGAACAAGAGCUGACCAAAAGCAUCGCGGUGUUAAAGGAUAAAGAUCAGGAAUUGGAAAGAGCACUUGAAAGCCUGGAGAAAGUAGACGGGAUCGAUGUGGACGAAGCGGUAACUACAACGGCUCCACUUUAUAAACAACUGCUAAAUGCGUACGCCGAGGAGGCUGCCAUCGAGGAUGCGGUUUAUUUUAUGGGCGAAGCGUUGCGCAGCGGAGUGAUUGAUCUGGAGGUGUUUCUCAAAAAUGUGCGACAACUUUCGCGGAAACAGUUUAUGCUGCGUGCACUGAUGCAGAAGUGCCGACAGAAGGCCAGCCUUUCUGCCCAUUAAUGUCCUUAUUGCCUUCACUAAUAAACUUGACGGCUUUUAUUUUAGCUAGGCGAUGCGAUGCGGAAGCAAUGGGGAGGCGAGAUUUUUCAGGACAGAAAAACUGUGUUAGUAUUCUUGUAAUCCAAUAAUCUCUCUCAUGGUAUCAGAAGCUGGCACGCUCUAGACGUAUCUAUCCCCCAUGAGAAUUAUUAUCACACAUGAUCAAUGUUAUUUUUAAUAUUACAAAGUAAAGUCUUGAAAAGUCCAAAAUAUGUAAAAUGAUUGGUUGAAUAUAUUAGAAUGGGACAACGA
Messenger RNA from Topomyia yanbarensis, 1649 nucleotides. RefSeq names its product tumor susceptibility gene 101 protein (gene TSG101). The transcript has 6 exons. Bases 174 to 1358 code for a protein of 394 amino acids. Gene Ontology annotation, cellular component: ESCRT I complex. NCBI's taxonomy places the organism in Eukaryota, Metazoa, Arthropoda, Insecta, Diptera, Culicidae. Gene Ontology annotation, molecular function: ubiquitin binding. The record is from RefSeq and is a predicted model, not a curated record. Gene Ontology annotation, biological process: endosome to lysosome transport; protein modification process; protein transport.